CUCACCAUGGGAUGGAACUGGAGCAUCUUCUUCCUCCUGUCAGUAACUACAGGUGUCCACUCCCAGGUCCAGCUGCAGCAGUCUGGGGCUGAGCUUGGGAAACCUGGUUCCUCAGUGAAGUUGUCCUGCAAGGCUUCUGGCUACACCUUCACUAAUGAAUAUAUGCAUUGGGUGAAGCAGAGGCCUGGACAGGGCCUGGAGUGGAUUGGAUGGAUUUAUCCUGGAAAUGGUGGUACUAACUACAAUCAGAAGUUCAAGGACAAGGCCAAACUGACUGCAGACAAAUCCUCCAGCACAGCCUACAUGGAGCUCAGCAGCCUGACAUCUGAGGACUCUGCGGUCUAUUACUGUGCAAGAGACACAGUGUUGCAACCACAUCCUGAGUGUGUCAGAAACCCUGGAGGAGCAGGAAGCUGCCCUGGGACUGAGAUGACAGAGAAGAUUAGCCUGGAGACUUGCUCAGAAAUAAUCACUUUGAGCAAUCAGAUGUCUAAUAAUUCCACCACAAAACUCAUUAUACAGCAGCAGGAAAUGCAAACAAAGCCUCCCCCUGACCACCCAGCUCCAGCUGAGGAGCCCAGCCCUGGAUACCUCAGACUACUCCAUGAGCUUGUGUCCAUUCUUGACACUGCUCAGGUAACCAAGAAGCUGAUACUAGAUAGCCCUGGGGAUGAGGAGAAAACCCAAAUCAAUCUUCUGCUAAAGAAGGCAUAG
This is a messenger RNA of Peromyscus eremicus (cactus mouse), 714 nucleotides long. RefSeq lists its product as uncharacterized. The transcript has 4 exons. The coding region runs from base 7 to 714 and encodes 235 amino acids. The record is from RefSeq and is a predicted model, not a curated record. NCBI's taxonomy places the organism in Eukaryota, Metazoa, Chordata, Mammalia, Rodentia, Cricetidae. Gene Ontology annotation, cellular component: blood microparticle; immunoglobulin complex, circulating; external side of plasma membrane. Gene Ontology annotation, molecular function: immunoglobulin receptor binding; antigen binding. Gene Ontology annotation, biological process: B cell receptor signaling pathway; phagocytosis, recognition; defense response to bacterium.